CGUGCAUCCUGCUCGGAGCCACAAAGACCCCACGACGCAGCCACGGCCAGUCGCUGGCCGCACAUUCACUCUCACCUCUUGAUGCCCUUCCGGCACCCCUAAGCUCGCGCCCGAGUUAUUGCUCCCCCAAGCGAUAGCUCUUCGGCCGCUCCGCAAUUUCGCCGCAUUCGUCGAAAGUGGCCGAUAUCUCCCCACGCAUCCACAGGCCUCAUGCUGAACAUCCUCUAGCCGCACCCCGAUUAUGUCCAGACGGCCGCACUUCGACAUCUAUAGGCACGCCGCGUGCUCGCGCGCGAUUCUCAUACCGUAACGCUGCCCCGAGUCAAUGGACGGUGGAUGAGGCAGCAUGGUGCUUCCAACGCUGCAGUUCGCGGCGGGGCUGCUGCUGCUGAUGUACCUGCUAUCCUUCGUGCUCUUCGCCUUCAUCCGCGUGGUGACAGGAGUGUCCAUCCAGCGCCUGGGCGUCUCCGGAUUGCGCCGCAUCGCCUUCACGCCCAAGGACGGCCUCCGCAUCGAGCUGCGCGGGCUCGGCUUCACGCUCCAUCGUCCAACCUUCGCCCAGCCGACAUGGGUCAGCGUCGUCCUCACCGAGCUCACCGUCACCGUCGACCUCAAAACACUCAGUAACAAACCGCGUAGGAAAACCGCGUGGGCGAAGUGGGCAAAUGGACACACGGUCAAGGUCACAAGCGAGAAGAGCUCGCCAGAGUUGUCGGCCGAAGACGAGGGCACUGAGGAUACAGAGAGCGAGGAGAAUCAAAGAAGCCGCACAUGGGAGAGGUUGACCAACGCAAAGGAGCGGAUUAAGCGUCUGCACCGGAAAAUCAAGUGGAUCCGGCUGGUGGACCUGGUCGCGUCAACCACGACCCUCGUCAUCGUCGAUGUUGGCUCCCUGCAGGUCGGCAGCUUCUCCAUGGCAGUGGAUACGCGGCGCAAGACGGUCGACCGCAGCCGGCUGUUCAACCACCACAAGCCGAACCCGAACAAGGAGCACCGGCCGGCCGAGUGGGUCUUCACCGUCCGGAGCAUUUUGUUCACUCCCGAGGGCAAGGAGUCGACCGAAGUGCUCGACCACUGCACUCUCAAUGUCCACGGCAUGCUAUACAAGGAGCUGGACGGGCUGCGCGACGCUUCCAUCGGACUGAAGCUGGGACGACUGAGCAUUCCCUACGACGACGUCAAGGUAUGCAUAGACCGGGCCAAGAAGUGUCGUGCGGCCUCGGCAAGGAAGGACGCAAAUCUCAGUCAGUCGGAUGUCUCGCUUCGAGACGUGAUACAAGAGUUGGACCAGCCCGGAAGCCGCGAAGAGAACAUCGUGCGCACCGUGUCCGACUCCAGGGAGUUCGCCAGCUCCAUCCUCCGCGGUAUCCAGGAAUUCCAAUUCGCCGUGAGCUUCUUCGGGCUAACUAAGCACAUUGAAACCGGCCACGAACCCGACCCUCCCGUGUACCUCAACAUGUCUAUGAAGGAGGUGGGCAUGGAUCUCUUGCGGCUUGAUCCGCGCAGUCCCGCCCAUCUCAUGUACUUUUCGCCCAACGACAUCGCCCACCAGGCUCUCCUUGCUGCCAUUUCGGUUUCCGUUGGUAUUGACGACGGGCAUGGCCAUCCUGAGCGCCUGCUGUAUAUCCCUAUGGCCACUAUGACCUUAAACACAACGCUCCCUUCCAAGACCAUUCAGUUCUCCAAAGAGAAGAAUGUUAUGGAGCGCAACACUAAUAUUCUUUUCGCUAAUCUCGUCAUUACUUCCCCUUCUCUGGACCUCGAUCCGAAGCAUCUCCCUCUUCUUCUCGCCAUGUUCCGCAACUACGAGUCGCAGCGGAAACCUCCGAAGAUGCGCGAUCGCAGCCGACGAUACUUGAUACGAAGACUCCUUCCCAAAGCGAGCAUCAAGAUAUCCAUACACGAACCUGUCAUUCGUGUAACAUUGCCUCCCAUGGAACCUGAAAAGCGAGGUACGGAGGAAUUUGACUUGCUCAUCUCGGCUUCCUCAUCUGUCUCUCUUGACCUGGAAUCGUCCCAUGCGGCCGAUGCCGAGCUCCAUUACGCACUUGUAUCGACCUUCCGGAUGAACUCCCAGCAGCUUUACUACCAAACAGCAUCCAGCGAAAAACACAACCUGCUCUUGACCGACUAUUUAGAGUUUAAAGUACAGUUGACCGCGUCGCCUAAUGUGGUAGUCAUAGUGAAUGGCAUUGCGCAGACCUUCUCCGUGUAUCUUGUCCGUCCAGAGAUCAGCGAGGGACUGCGCCAAAUCGUUGCCCAGAUUCAAAAAGACGUGCGACGGAGGCGCGGGCUACCAACGAGGAGUGGCAUCAACUUUCUGCGAAGGCUGCCUCAGUGGCUUGCGCAGGUAACCCUUCACGGCUCUGACUUCAACAUCGAGGUUGCGGGUGUUGACCCUGAGGUCUCCAAGCAUGCGCGCGGGGUCGGCUUACAUUUAGAAUCUUGGACCGCUGAAUACCGGCAGAGCAAAGGCGAGGAGAGUGAGCCGCGUCACUCGCGGAGGCGCGCCCCGAGCAGGACCAUUAAUCGGGACGAAUACUUACUCCGCCCCUCAUCUCCCUCGUCCCCGAAGUCCCCGCGGAAACAGGCCGGCGACCCCACUGACGGACGGAGGCUUGCUGUACAUUGGCAGGGCCUCGAGGGAUUUGUGCUUGAAGCUGCUGAUCAGUGGGAACAAGAUCCGUUCUUAUCCCUGCCGCGUAUGGAAGUGGCCUUUACCACGUCGACCGACAAACAGGGCCCACUCUUCCACAUCCAUUCCUUCUGCCAAAGCCUAUUCUUUCAUUAUUCCCUAUACCGUCACUUUGCUCUCGGGGUUGCGACUCUUGUCCUUAAGCGGUCGUCUAAUUGGCGCUCUGCUUCGGAAAAGGAGUCGGUGCCUCUUUCUCCCCGAACCUCCCGCCAUCUCACUGUGCCGUCCCUGGGUGGCGAGGACCUCGACCCCGAGACGGGCUUGAAGCGUGAAGCGAUCACCUUCGAUUUAAAAGCACAUUUCAUACAGAUCAAAGCUGACAUGCCAUCGGAUCCGCCUCUCAUGCUUCACGUAUACGGCCUGGAAGCCGGAAGGCAUCGAUGGGCCAGCCCAUUUCUCCGCUCACGACUCGUACGAUUAUACGCCGAAAAUCCCCACGUAAAGCGUGUUUGGAGCCGAAUUGUUACCCUGAAGUCCUUACGCAUGGAUUACAGGCAAUCCAAACGGAGGUACGGCCAUCUCGUCACAGAUGACAAGUCAUUUGACAUUGCCACGGAUGCAAUCCGUUUCGCCGUUCCCCACCAGCUGGUCAUGCACAAGAUAUUCGACAAUCUCACAAACGUGACCAAAACCAUCAGGCAGCUGCAUCAUCGAUUCCAGACUGGCAAGAACGAUUACAUUCUCGAUAAGGAACCGGAAGGUCCAAAACAUGUGCCAAAAAUCUCCCUUCGUAGCCGGGCGGUCUUGUUCGAGAUUGAGGACGGUUCUUUCGAGUGGAAGCUGGGUGUCAUCUACCGGUAUGGGCUUAUGGAGCAAAAGCAGAGGCUCGCGCGGGAGCAAGCUUUUGAGUUGAAGGUCAAGAAGCUCCGCCAAGAAGACGAAUGGCGCGGCAAUUCGCGCCAGCGCGCUCGGUCUGCCCAUGCACACCGUGGACGGAGCAAAUCUAGGAAGGCUAAAGAGCUUAAAUUUCGUAGCAAGAGCGAAGAUCGGAUCGAUUGUGGAUCUCCGGAUAGGCGUAAAUCUGAUCAUCCCAUGCGCUACGACAAGGACGGCUAUACUGGCAUGAGCGGAACAUGUCGAACAUCUGUCGACGAAGCGCGCGACAAGCUGAAUCACCUUAAUGCCCAGACGUGGAGGAAGCGAAUCGACCACGCAUUGACCUGCCAGAACCGCUCAAUGGACGACAUCCGAUCGAUAUUCUGGGGUCUGGAUGAUGCUGCGGACGAAGUUGACCACAAGGAGACCAUCAUGGCUAUUCCGAUGCGGCCCGCUCUGGUGUCAAUUAUCAUUAGCGAUCUUGAUAUCACUCUCGAUAAGCCUUCAUUCCCCCUCUCUGAGUACCCAGAGUUCCUUCAUCGCGUCGGCAAAGGGAUGCCUUUCGACAUGCAGUACUCACUGCUGAUCCCGAUGCAUGUCCAGAUCCAAAUGGGGGAAGCGAAGAUUCAACUUCGUGACUAUCCGCUGCCGCUCCUUCAUGUACCCGCGUUACGGUCAACACAAUCAUCCCGGCAGCCUAGCCUAUUCUUGACGACGGACUUCGUCAUAGCUGAGGAGUUUAGAAGCCUUGAAUCUUCCCGAGUCAGCAGAGUCGUUGUUGUACCACAAGAGCAGACAUCAUCGGGUGAGCCCACGGGCGGCUUCGCAGUGGAUGUCCGGCGCACGGUCGCCCCUGUCAAGACGUAUUCCGACAUGAAGUUCGAUAUCAACUCCGCUUAUCCGACGCGAAUCACAUGGGGCACGUCGUACCAACCAGCGAUCCAAGAUAUGAUGCAAGUCAUCGAAAAUUUCACCAAGCCUGCUGUUGAUCCUUCUGAGAGGGUCGGCUUCUGGGACAAGAUUCGACUCACUUUCCACUCUCGCAUCAAUGUGUCCUGGAAGGGUGACGGCGAUGUUCACUUGAUUUUGAAAGGCUCUCGCGAUCCAUACAUGGUCACUGGCACCGGCGCGGGCUUCGUCAUGUGCUGGCAGAAUGACGUUCAAUUGAGCAUCGCCGAAGAUAAGGACCCACGAAACUUUAUGAUUGUGAACAGUGGAAGUUACGUGCUUGCGAUUCCGGAUCUUGGGCACUAUGCACGGCAGGAGGCUGAGGUUGAAGCCACCGGUCACGCUGAGGGUUCCUUAAGCAUCGCAAGCUACAAGCAGCUGGCUAUCUUUAAGAAGACGAUAAUGAAGCUCAAUGGCAAUGUUCGUUGGGUUGCCGGGCUGGUGUUUGAGCGAAACGUCGACGAAGGCGGGCGCUCGUUCAGCUUCAUUCCUCACUAUGAUGUUGUACUGAAGAACCCGAAAUACGCCAAGCCGUCGGGCGGAAAGCAGUAUGAUGCUUUCAGAGGAUUUCGAAGUCACCACAUCCACAUGUCCGUCGCGGUUGCUGCCCCCCAUGAUCGAGAAUGGACGGUUGCGAACCUUGAGCCGUCCAAGACAUACAAUAGCGUCCAUCUUACUCCACGCUUCUUUACACACUUCUUUAACUGGUGGUCCAUGUUCUCAGGCGCCAUGUCUCUUCCAAUCCGACAGGGCGCGCUAUGGCCGGGCAUUGAGAAAUCCAGCAAGAAGUUUGGACGACAUUUGGCUACGAUCAAGUACAAUCUCCUUCUCUCCCCGCUGUACAUGAGUCACGUGUACAAACACAAGGACGCGGAAGAUUACGGACAAGGUAUCGUGUCUGCAACUGGGCUCAAGGCACGCCUCGACAGCUUUAUGCUUGAUCUCCACCAAAGGCGCGAGGAGUUCAGAACCGUCGUGCAAGCGCCGAAGAGUCAAGAAGACAGCAAGCAAAAUCAGACUACGGGAAUGCGGAUUAACCAAGUGCAGCUCGAUCUCAUCAGGACAGACAUUCGAGCCGUUUCAGCAAGCAUAGGAGGAACGGACCCUGACGACGUUAACGAUGCAUCGGGCGAGACAAUGGCAGGCUACAACCAGGAGCAUGUUGCGGCCGAUUUAUCGAAGUUCACAAUACCUGACAACGACUGGGGGUGGGUAGACAUGGACGACUUUGUGGAACUGGGUUGGAUGCUGCCGUCGGAUCGCAAUCCUGACACGCAAAUCCUGCCCCUCGCAUUCGCGCCACGCUUCACAUACUUCCGCCAAACUGACCACACAGAUAACAUAUCUGGAGAUCCACACCGUACGAGCCCCUUUGGAAACGAGGAAACUCAUCACUGCGUAAUGUCUGCUCGCAAUGAUCCGCGUCGAGUUCAAUGCCACUUAAUUGAGCAGAGACUCAAGCGAGUAAAGGAACAGCUGUCGCAGAAUCAACGCGCGAUUGGUGAACAAGAGCUGAGAAUUGUCCGGGAGCCGGAAAGCGAGGGAGAACUGCGGCGCCGGCUAGACCUACUACGAAAUCAUGCCAGCCUCCUCCAACGAAAGCAAGACUUCUUGCUCUCAAUGCACCAGAGUCUCAUCGAGAGGUUAGAGACCAACGAUCGCAGCGCGGUGCCUGAUGGCGAGACGGAAGAGGAGGAUGAGUACUUUGAGGCCCGCGAGGAGUACGACCAGAGCGAUUCUGACACUAAAGGUAUGGAGGCCGCACCCAUUGCCGACUCCAUCAGUGACUUCAACAAUCGUUUCAUCAUCCACAACGUGCACUUGAAAUGGAGCAACUCGCUGCGGAACAUUAUCCUCCGCUAUAUCCACCAGGUCAGCCAGCGUCGUGGAUUCGUAUACUACAUGUCGCGAAGAGCGGUCAAAUUCAUCCUUGACAUUGUGGAAGAGCAGAACAAGUCACGCCAAACAUCCACCACUGGCCCGGAGAAUGACCCCGCUUCACCAAUGUCGCCACAGGAAGAUGAUGAAGUCAGCAUCCAAAGCCGUGUCCAGCAGCUUCUAGACGACGGCAAGAAGUUUGUCAAGGCCGACGAUCCUGAUCACGCUGAGGGUUCCAAACCGUCUCAGAGCAAGGCCGGAGAUGAUAUUGCGGUUGACUUUCUUCCGCAGAAUACGUACAUCGUCCGCCUGAUUGCUCCUCAGAUCCAGUUGCAGAGCGAGAAGAACACCAAAGCCGCGGUACUAGUGACCGCAAAAAGCAUGCAGUUGAAGGUCAUCCAGAUCAUGGACAGAGACAGGAUCAUGGACGAAGUGUCAGGUCUAGUCCAGCGACGUUUCACUGCUGCCAUGGACAGUCUGCAAAUCUUCGUCACCAACUCCAAGACGUUCAGCCCGGAAGAUAUCCACAUGUACUCCGGCAGCACCUACGGAGCACCAGCCGGAUCUUCCUGGCCACCAUGGGUACCUUUUGAGGUUAUGUUCGAUUUCCACACGAAUCCAUACGGCUUUCAGCGAGUAGUGCAGCGGACCUCUGCCAGUAUGCGAUACGAUAAAUACAACACACUUCGUCUGAAAUACAAUGACGAUGUUUCCGGUGGCGACUCGGGUGCAACACAUGCGGAGAAUAUGGAAAGCAGGAUCGAUCAUCUAUGGGUCGACUUUCCGCACAUCCGCGCACUCUGCAACUCCCGGCAAUACUACGCCAUGUAUGUUAUCGUCCUAGAUCUGCUUCUCUACAGCGAGCCAUUAGAGAAGACACGCACCGAGCGACUUGAGAAGAUUAUGCUUGCUUCUGAUUUCAGCGAUCUCACCGGUGCACCGGACUUAGUGAUCGGCCUUCAAGAGCGCAUCCGUCAGCUGGAAGAGAUUAAGACAGUCUUUCAGGUCAACGAAAAGUACCUCGACAAGCAAGGUUGGAACGACCGCAUUGAAGUGGAGAAGGACUUGGCCGUGUAUGAGGAUGAGCUCUUUUUCGUCAUGAAAGCCAUUACUACAGCGCAGCGUAAGAACGAUGACCGUGCUCAAACGAGAGAAUCGACCGGUCUGCUGCGCUGGUAUAUCAGUGCCUCGGAGAUUGUCUGGCACUUGCUGCGUGAGGGACAAGAGUCCCUGGCCGAGUUCCAGCUCAAGAACACGCUUUACGACCGCACCGACAACAACGAUGGAUCGAACCUCAACUCUAUGGAGAUCGAACAAAUUACCGGCCUCAACCUCCUCCCCAAUGCGAUCUAUCCCAAGAUGAUCUCACCGUACUUUGAGGCUAAUCGCCCGAUGUCGCAAGGGCAGGAUACGAAGAUGCUCAAAGUCCACUGGGUCAUGCUCGAAGCGAUCGCUGGUAUCCCGGUCAUGGAUCACUUUGAGGUGAAUCUGUUCCCCCUCAAGGUGCAGCUGGAGUAUGAAAUAGGGAAGAAGCUCUUUGAAUACAUCUUCCCAGGCAUCAAGGACAGCUCGGCAGAGAACGGCGGCUUCUCGCCUUUCUUAGUCAAGCAUAUACUCCCUGCGCAAGAUGACGAUGACGCAGACGACGCUGCCAGUGCCGCAUCGGGUAGCAACUCCAACAUGAGUGCGUCGCUACCCUCACUACCGGAGGACGGAGAAGCCGAGGCGCUCAGGCUUCGUCUCACACCUACGUUGCAUUUGCCCGACCCGCAGAACAAGCCGGAGCGGCAGCACAGAAGCCGAUCCGAGAGGCGACCAAAUGUGCAUCACUUCCGCCUGUUCCGCGACAACCCCUCGCGCACUGGCAGCGAGUUCCGGCGAUCACUUCAUCCCAGCUCAGCCUCGGCAACGCCAGAAGCCUCGACCCCGAACCCGUCGCGCCCAAGCUCGUUCCGGUCGGGCUCCAACAUGUCUAUCUCUACCGUCGAAUCGGACCGAACCACUAAACGCUUUGCCCUCUACAGAACCGGCACCAAUGACAAGAAAGCCUCCGCCAACAAGAAAGCUCGCAGCGACGACCUCACUCAGAUGAUGACGCGUGCCUCAAACUACAUGACGCUCGCCUAUGUCCGCAUCCCCAGCAUGAUUCUCUGCCUCUCUUACAAGGGGCGGGGCCAGCGCAACUUCGAAGACGUGCAUGAUCUCGUGUUUAAAAUGCCUACACUCGAGUACCGCAACAAGACGUGGUCGAACCUGGACCUUGCCCUCCAAUUGAAGAAGGAUGUCAUCCGCGCGCUCAUCUCACACGCUGGCGCUAUCGUCGGCAACAAGUUCAGCCACCAUCGCCCGAGCAAGCAUACUCAAUCUCGCCUCCGCCAGAUUGCAAAUUCGAGUUCGAUACUGACCACCUCUCCCGACCUCUCCGGCACUGACUCAAACUCCGCCCGCGAUCACUCACCACACUCGUCCGACGCCUCUGGCGAAAUGGUACCACGCCGCUCCUUCGCCUCGGGCCGCGCAGGCAGCACUUUCUCCACGCUCAGCGAGGAGUCUAGCCUGCACUCCAACCGCACGGGCCGGCCUGCCACCGAGUCCGGCAGCGGGAGUAUCAUGACCGGCAGCUGGAGAGACACAGGGCUAGGCAUUGAGAUCGAGGAUGGGCGCGCGUUUGCCGAUGAGCUUUCGAGAGUUGACCAGACGGAGCCGGAGCAUGCGAGUAUGCUGGGGAACCUGAGUAGGCACCUCACGCAGGUUACGCCGUUUGUAUCGCAUCGGAUGAGGGAGCGCGCGGCUAGUGGCAGCGGUAGUGCAACGGGGAGUGUGGUGGGCGAGGAUAGCGAGGAUACGACGAAAAGAAAGUCGAAGUUACUCCUCGGCAAAUUCCGUAGCCGAGGAUGAGUGCGCUUUUGUGAUGCUUUGCGAGAGGGCAAUUUCCUUGUGUUGGCGUGCUGCAUUGAUGCAUUUGUCGGCGUUAAUACCUAUAUCGCUCUGGGUUGAGUUUGUACUGUAGUUGGAUCCAUGCGGCGUUCUGUGGGUGGUUGCGCUGGGGAUAGACGCGGCUCACAUCAGCCAGCCGUGGCAUUGAAGGCUUUCAUUGCUAGUAGAAUAAUGCUUGUAUAAUCCCACCCUGAUAUGGCCUUGUUGGGUGAC
Messenger RNA from Trematosphaeria pertusa, 9487 nucleotides. RefSeq lists its product as uncharacterized. The transcript is spliced from 4 exons. Bases 347 to 9235 code for a protein of 2962 amino acids. Lineage: Eukaryota; Fungi; Ascomycota; Dothideomycetes; Pleosporales; Trematosphaeriaceae. The record is from RefSeq and is a predicted model, not a curated record.